Messenger RNA from Diachasma alloeum, 3303 nucleotides. It is a transcript of the gene Gycbeta100B, whose product is annotated as guanylate cyclase soluble subunit beta-1. Bases 147 to 1958 code for a protein of 603 amino acids. Gene Ontology annotation, molecular function: heme binding; guanylate cyclase activity. Gene Ontology annotation, biological process: cGMP biosynthetic process; response to oxygen levels. The record is from RefSeq and is a predicted model, not a curated record. The transcript is spliced from 14 exons. Lineage: Eukaryota; Metazoa; Arthropoda; Insecta; Hymenoptera; Braconidae. Gene Ontology annotation, cellular component: guanylate cyclase complex, soluble.
UCGUGUGCAUGAGGUAAACACGCUUUCGUGUACUAUAAAAGUCCUCAACCCAUCCCCACCACCGAGCAGUUCACCAAAUGGCCAUUAGAAUGGAAUGAUAAUAAUUGUGGGAGCUGACAACCGGACAACUGCUCUCACUGUCGAUCAUGUACGGUUUCGUGAAUUAUGCCCUGGAGCUCCUAGUUGUGAAGACGUUCGACAACGAGACAUGGGAGGCAAUAAAGAAAGAGGCGGCUGUCAGUAUGGAGGGACAGUUUCUCGUACGACAAAUCUAUGACGAUGAAAUCACCUAUAAUAUCAUCUCAGCAGCGGAGAAGUUACUCAAAAUUCCAGCGAAUCAAAUUCUCGAGCUCUUCGGCCGUAUGUUCUUCGAGUUCUGUCAGGACUCUGGCUACGACAAAAUUCUCCAAGUUCUGGGAGCCACUCCCCGUGACUUCCUCCAGAAUUUGGAUGCCCUCCACGACCACUUGGGCACCCUCUACCCCGGGAUGAGAGCCCCCUCAUUCCGCUGCACAGAGAGACCCGAGGACGGUGCCCUCGUCCUCCACUACUACUCUGAUCGCCCGGGCCUGGAGCACAUUGUCAUUGGAAUAGUCAAAACAGUGGCCAAGAAAUUACACGGGACAGACGUUGACAUGCAAAUACUCAAGACCAAGGAUGAGUGCGAUCACGUCCAGUUUUUGAUAACAGAUACAUCGGCUCCUGGGGUCACUACCAAACCCAUCACUGCUGAGCUGGAGACAUUAUCAGUUGAACCAAAGGUCAGCCCUGCGACGUUCUGUCGAGUAUUUCCCUUUCACCUGAUGUUUAACCGUGACCUAACGAUAGUGCAAACCGGCUGUACAAUAACCCGAGUCAUUCCUCAAGUGACAACUGGCAGCUGUAAACUCAGUGACAUCCUGCUGACAGUCAGACCGCACUUGGAACUUACAUUUGAAAAUAUAUUAUCGCACAUUAAUACUGUUUACGUGCUUAAAACCAAGAAGGGAGUGAUGAAGGUGGAGGCGUCCGAAGAAUUUUCAAAUUUACGGUUGAAGGGUCAAAUGCUGUAUAUACCAGAAUCCGACUUAGUAAUCUUCCUGUGUUACCCAAGCGUAAUGAACCUCGACGAUCUCACAAGACGCGGUCUCUACCUGAGUGAUGUGCCACUUCACGAUGCAACGCGGGAUCUAGUUUUAAUGUCUGAACAAUUUGAGGCUGAUUACAAACUUACCAGAAAUCUUGAGUUACUCACUGAUAAACUGCAACAGACUUACCGGGAAUUGGACGGAGAGAAGCAAAAAACUGACAGAUUGCUGUACUCAGUACUGCCAAUAUCAGUGGCAAGUGAGCUGCGACACUCGAGACCCGUGCCAGCAAAAAAAUACGAUUGCGUAACACUACUGUUCUCCGGUAUCGUAGGUUUCGGUGCAUAUUGCGCUGCUAAUACGGACUCGAGUGGCGCCAUGAAGAUCGUCAAUAUGCUCAAUCAGCUUUACAUAGCUUUCGACGUUCUCACGGAUCCCAAGAAAAAUCCAAACGUUUACAAGGUGGAGACUGUCGGUGACAAGUACAUGGCAGUCAGUGGAUUGCCCGAGCCCUGCAGGAGUCAUGCUAGAUGCAUAGCACGACUUGCCCUCGAUAUGAUGGAUCUAGCUGCUGAUGCUGUACAAAUAGACGGUGAGCCAGUGAAAAUCACCAUCGGUAUUCACAGUGGUGAAGUUGUUACGGGGGUUAUUGGACAUCGUAUGCCACGCUAUUGCCUCUUUGGUAACACGGUCAAUCUCACGAGCAGAACUGAAACGACCGGGGAGCCGGGGAAAAUCAAUGUUUCGGAGGAUGCAUACAGAUACCUCUGCAUGCCCGAGAAUCAGGAUCCGCAGUUCCUCUUGGAGUACCGAGGGCCCGUUACUAUGAAGGGAAAGAGCGAGCCGAUGCACGUCUGGUUCCUAUCACGAGAGAGGGAAUUACCGUCGUAAAAAUAAUAAGAAUUAAGUGUUUAAAUAAAUGACAGCAUUCUCAUACGACUCACGAUCCUAUUACGCUCUCUCUUUCUUUCUGUAUUCUCCUGCGACCCGUUAACUUGUGCGAUUAAAACUUUCACAAUAGCAAUAAGCGAUGAUGAGAUCUGCUUAAUGAUAAGAGAAAAGAUAUAAAUAUCAUCACUAACUCUGUAAUGGAACACAAUAAAAGUACCAUCUGACGUACAAACGAUGCAGCUUUGCGCACAUAUUUUUUAUUUGUUGCCGUGGUAAAUCAAAACAGACUCGUAACAUUUUGCUAUUCAGCAUUUUAGUGAUUUCCAUGGUGAGAAAUCACUAAAAUCGCAUAUUCAUGGAAAAUCGAUACAUCACUAUUGGAAAAAAUUGAAAUUUCAUGAACAAUCUGGUGGUAAUUCUCAUAAGAAGUGGCAUUGAAUUCGAUUUAUUAUUAUUUUUAUUUUUAUUUUCAUUUUUGUUUUUAUUUCACAAAGACAAAGCGUACUAGUGAUGCCGCAAGAGCGUAAGAGAAACAAUACAAGAGAACUACUGCAAGAAGCAGAUAAGAGACAGAUUUUUCUCUUGGUAAGAAGGCCAAGGGAAGGCAGGAGGGACGUUCACAAGAGGCAAGAGAAAAAAAGAGAUAUGGAGCAAGAAAAAAAUAAUUAAUCAAAAAAUUCAUCAAAAACUCUCAAGUCAUCAAUAAUAUAAGACCAUUAUCUUAAAUAACACUAUAUCUAUCUUUGGAUAUUGUGAAGAAUUAUGUAUUCCUCCAUUAGAUUAAUCUUUCUUCUCGAAUGGCGCAUCUUCUAUGAUCGGACCUAGUGGAGUUGAGAACCAUGAAUUCAUACAUAGCAAGUACUCAACAUUUUUGUUACUCGAUCGACUCCGGUGUUUUCUGAUGAUGAGACCAGCUUUUGAAAACAACCGUUCUGAAGGAACACUGGAUGCAUAAAUUGUCAACUAAUCACUAGCCAUACGAGUUAAACGAGGAAAACUCAAUUUAUUAAUCUCACGAAAUUUAAAAAUAGAAUUGUCGAGGUGCACAAGAGAACGCAAGACAAGACAAGAAUUUUUUUUCUCUUGCUCAUAUCUAACAGGACAAGAGACGAAUUUCCUCUUGCCAAUGGGAAGAAAACAAAACGAGAGAAAACUCAAAAAUUACAAGAUAAGAAUUAUGUAAUUCUUGUCUUGUUUUGUCUUGCGGCAUCACUAAAGCGUACGAAAAGUCGAUAAAUGAAAAUAUUAGUACAUAAAGUUUAAGGACACAUACAAAAAAAUUCAAUAGAAAACCUAUCGAAUUCUUCAGGUAAUUCUAUUGAAUUUCUAUUAAAUUUCCUAUUAG